Molecule: messenger RNA, 669 nt
Organism: Metarhizium album ARSEF 1941
Lineage: Eukaryota; Fungi; Ascomycota; Sordariomycetes; Hypocreales; Clavicipitaceae
Exons: 1
Coding region: 1-669 (222 amino acids)
Source: RefSeq, a predicted model, not a curated record
AUGGCCAAGACAGCGCUCUCCGUCCUUUUGCCUCUUCUGCUAACGGGAGGCGCUGCUGCGUUUGGCUGCCAGUACAUUAGCUACACCACUUGCGCAGACCACAUUGUUCACUGGUACGACCCGGAUGACGGCCGGGUCUGUGAUCCGCACGACUGCGGUGGCGGCCGAGCCCCCCCGAGAAAGGAUGUUCCCGGAUGUGCGUUCUACACGGGGACCGAGUCGUUGAGGACGGAGCCGUCGUAUCUCCCCUGCUGGACGCCUUCGACGGCUGCCGUGGCUGUCUCGACGGACCGCGAGAGCAGCGUCGGAUCGUGGGCAGAGUCGACACCCACAAACACCGACGUUGAUGCCCCGUCGAAAGAGAUGUCGACCGGCUCUUCCGCUCCCGCUUCGACUGCGGUUUCUGUUGUUCCCCUGACCAGGACAACAGCGUCAUCUUCUUCAGUUGGCUCCGUUUCCGAUGGCGUCGCUGCGCCUCCGUCGACGACGACUCUGCCGGCUGCGUUGUCGACGACGCCUCCUGCCAGUGGUGCCACCACACCGAGAAACGGCACGGGGAACAACACUGCGCUCACGGCCACGGGCGACGCUGGAAGUCUGGUUGGUGGAUCCAAGAUGGCUCUUGUUGCUGGUGUCAUUGGUGGUUUUGCCGUGCUGCGAUGGGCAUGA